AUGGCAAGCUCGCACGAUGAUGAUGAUGAGUGGGACAAGAGCACAUCCGAUAUCCAGUCUGAAGACUCGGACGAUCUGCACAAGAACCGCCCCAACCGCUGGAAAGGCCCCCCGCAGAGCUGGCGCACCAUCACAGAGGACGAGAGCCUUACUUACAAUGCCCUCGUAAGACUGAGAAACCAGGACCUGUCGCUGCACUUGUACAAUGCCUGGGCCCUCAAGCAGGCGCCACCUCCGGCAGCUGCAGGUGAGGGCCCUAGCCACGAAGAGGAUGUUGACGCAGAGACAGGCCGACCUGUCCAUAACCAACCAUGGGCUCCACCUAGGAACUGGACCGCCUGGCCUGUCAGCACGCAGCUUCUACCGCCUGAUGAUUUCAUGAAGAUGGCGGAUGACGAGGACGAGGUCUUCACUUUCCGGCGUCCUGACGAUCAAACGCCCAGGUCCAGACUCGAGGAGGUCGUGUCGGCGACCACGCUGAGAUUUGCCAAAGAACGCUUGCGGCGACGGGGUAUUUCCGAAUCAGCUGAUCAAGGCGACCACAGAAUUGUCAAGACGGAGUCCCUCGCAUCUGAGAAUGAGUCCCAGCCGAGCGAAUCAGGGGACCACGGCGACGAGGAUGAUGAUGAGAGGAUGGGCAUUGACCAGGAAUCAGAAGGUCGACAAGAACGAAAGCAGAAGACUCCCGUGAGAACUUUCAAGCCCGUGGUUGCUACGGAUGAUGACCUUUCGUAUGACCUCAUACGGCCCUCCACGCAAAGAAUUCUCGAGAAAUUUGAUCGUACUUUGACUAUUCUGCACAACGCUCAAAUGACGAGUGCCCAACAUCUUGACGACUCUGAAGAGUCAUUCUCUGAAAGCGAGGAUGGACAAGACGACCGCGAAAGAUCACAGAAAACGGCACAAUCACGGCGGUCCUCCCGACCUGGCAGCUCCGCAGAGCGCUCUCCCAGCAGGUCUGAAAUACCAACAGGAGACGAAGAAGAUGGGGCCGUGAAAAAGAAGUCCAACCGCGGCCGACCACGCAAAUACGUGCAGAGGGAAGGCGAAAGCGAGAGGGACUUCCUGAUCAGACGAGCAAAAGCCCUCAAAGGGAAAGUGAGACUACCACCGACCGACGAAGAGAACGGCGACGAACUCACGACGGCCGCGGGCGAGAGCCAGGAUUCGCCACGCAAGCGCAAAGGACGUCGCGAAACCAUGAGAGAGGACAUGGAGCACGGAGUGCAUAAGAAGCUCAAGCGUUCCAACCCGCGGGACUGGAAGGACGUUAUGGGCGCGGCGGCGUUUGCGGGGUUUCCGCCCGAUGUCAUCGCCCGGGCGACACAGAGGUGCGCCAAUGUGUUUGGCCAGGCAAUGGAGAUGCAUAGGAUCGAUGAGACGGCAAUCUCGUCAGGAGUCAAUGGCGUGGUGACAACGCUGUAUCAGCCCGGAGGAGAAAUGCCCUCGAGCAGCUCCACGGACCAGGAGGACGUUGGCGAUCUCGACCUCCGCCAGACACGUUCUAUGAGCCGGCAUACCAGCACGGCCUUGAGCAAGAUGAAUUCCCCGACAUCAGACGAGGAGAGCGAUGGAGAGGGGCCUUCGCCCAAGAAGUCUCAGAAACGAGCCACGUCUCGAGGCAAAGGGCAACAUUACUGCCCGUACGCAGACUGCGACAGAGCCUCAGCCGGCUUCGACAGGCCCUUCAAUCUCAAGAGGCAUAUGAAACUUGUCCACGGCCAAGACGGCCUGGAGGUUGCCGAGAAGGAGGAAGCUACCAGGGAUGAAAUGCUUGAUGGUAUACAUCGUGACGGAUUUCUUCAGCCCAUACGAGUUCAGAAAGGCUGGAGGGCUGAGGAUACUAAGAAGAGGGCUACAAAGACGUCCUAG
Diaporthe amygdali is the source of this 1872-nucleotide messenger RNA. RefSeq names its product RNA polymerase I specific transcription initiation factor. The record is from RefSeq and is a predicted model, not a curated record. The coding region runs from base 1 to 1872 and encodes 623 amino acids. The transcript has 2 exons. Lineage: Eukaryota; Fungi; Ascomycota; Sordariomycetes; Diaporthales; Diaporthaceae.